GGCGGCGCGGCGCCCGACCUCUGAGUUCCCUCUCGGCCCCCGCCCCGCGUCGCCCGGCCUCCCAGUCACCCCCUGACCCGGCUGUCCCCGGGCCCGUCCUCGAGCCUUGCCGCCCAAGUCUCCAGCCCCGCGGGUCCUCGCGCUCCUCACUCGUAGCCUUCCCUGCACCCUCGCAGCCCAUGCAGACCCCUCUCUCACUCCCAGGUCUUUCCUUGCCCCUUAGGGGUGGCUCUCUGCACCACCAGGGCCUGCCCCUGACACCUUUUUCCUGCACCGUAACCUCCCGUGUCACUCUCAGGGCACUUCCUGACUCCUGUCUCACUGUCGUGGCCUCUGAGGCCCUCGCCUGGACUCUUACUGCUUCCCCACCCCGUUCUACAACCUUCCCAGGCUUUACUGCGCUUCCUCAAUUCCCUCCUCGAACCCCUAGUGCCUCUUAUGUUCUCGUCACUUCAGAUCCCCAGGACUUCCCCUCAAACCCUACUUGGGACCGCUAGGCCCUUCCUUAGACCCUAAGUCUACCUACCCUUUGGAUUUCGUGGGCUCCUCCCUUGCACCCGUAGGUGCCACCUCCCCCCCCCCCCCCAGCGCGUCCUUUUGACUUCCCUCCAUGUUUGCAGCCUUUCUCUUCCUUCACAUUCUACCGCCUGUACCUGGCUUUAUUUGUCUUUUCCCAUAAGCUCCUCCCCAACAUCCAGGCUUUUUCUUAGCACCCUCUUCAUUUAACCUAGACUUAUUGUUUUGUUUUGUUUUCUUUUCCAGAUCUUUCUCCCAGUUCUUGUAGCUUCUCUUCGUGUCUCAGCCACUCUUCCUCCUUUCUUGUUCUCACAUUGCUCUUUCCCAAGGUGCAGAUCUGCCAGAGACCAUGAUGAGGGCAGUGGGUAACCUGUCCCUAUGUUUUGCUUGAUUUGGUUUUUUGAAUCUAAUUUUUUUUCCCCUUUGCUCUCGCCUCCUUCCCUUUGUUUUGACUUGUUUCUGCUCUCCAUUCCCUUCCUUUCCUUCCUUCUUAUUGUGUUGUUGUUGUUCCCUUGAGGAUCUCCCCUUUGCUGGAAUUCUCAGUCAGGGAGCAGGUACUUGAUCCCCUUUCCCCCUCCAGGGUGCCUGGGUCCCACCCACAGCCGUUUUACCACUCCCAGAGUAGGGUGACCUUGGAGGGAGGUGGUAAAGACAGACCCAGCCUAGCGAGGGUCAGCAAAGGCAGGCUAGAAGCUAAGAAACAUUAAGUUCAGUUUCACCUUCUCCCUUGAUGAGGCCCAGCUAUCCCAACUCCCUCCUGCAAUGCCAAGGCUUUGAAGUUAUCUCAGAUUGCCAAUUAAUCUACAGUCCCUGGGUACACGGGGAUUUGUUUCCUACAUGUGCGUUUGGCGAGGUGGUUUGUGUGUUGACAUCUAUGAAAGUGCACGUGUCCUGAGGAGGUUGUGUGUGUGACUGGGCAUUUGUUUUGCAGGGAGGGGAGGGAAGUGCUUAAUGCACAAGAGACAGUGUUUCUCCUGGGGUUUCCUCAUCGUCCGAAGUAGCUGUUGGGUGUCAUUCUUGCACAGAGGCCUGUGAAGUCAGUUUUGCUCCCCCCACAUCAUGCUCUCCUACAGAUAAGCAGGCUGUGGGACCCACAGACAGCUUCUGAGUGGCACAGAGCACAUUUCUGUGCCCCGUUGGUGCCAGAAGCAGCAUGAUCUUCAGAGCACCAUGGGGCCUGACAGAGUGACAGCCCGAGAACUGUGCGAGAACGAUGACCUGGCCACCAGCCUUGUUCUUGACCCCUACCUCGGCUUCCGCACCCAUAAGAUGAAUGUCAGCCCCGUGCCCACUCUGCGGCGACAACACUACCUUCGCUCUGCACUGGAAGCUUUCCUAAGACAGCGGGACCUAGAGGCUGCAUACCGGGCCCUGACAGUGGGAGGCUGGAUGGCCCACUACUUCCAGAACCGGGCCCCUCGGCAGGAGGCUGCCCUCAAGACCCACAUUUUUUGCUACCUCCGCGCCUUCUUGCCUGAGAGUGGCUUCACCAUUCUGCCCUGCACCCGUUACUCCAUGGAGACCAAUGGGGCCAAGAUCGUGUCUACCCGUGCUUGGAAGAAGAACGAGAAACUGGAGCUGCUGGUCGGCUGCAUUGCAGAGCUGCGUGAAGAGGAUGAGAACCUGCUUAGGGCCGGAGAGAACGACUUCAGCAUCAUGUACUCCACCCGGAAAAGGAGUGCCCAGUUGUGGCUAGGCCCAGCUGCCUUCAUCAACCAUGACUGCAAACCCAACUGCAAGUUUGUGCCCUCAGAUGGGAAUACUGCCUGUGUGAAGGUGCUCCGGGACAUUGAGCCAGGGGAUGAAGUGACAUGCUUCUAUGGGGAGGGCUUCUUCGGUGAGAAGAAUGAGCACUGUGAAUGCUACACCUGUGAGAGGAAAGGUGAGGGAGCUUUCAGGCUUCAGCCCAGGGAACUGGAGCUGCGGUCACAACCUCUGGACAAGUAUCAACUCCGAGAGACAAAGCGGCGUCUGCAGCAGGGCCUGGACAGCAGCCAGCAGAGCCUUCUGGGCCUGCGGGCCUGCUCCCACCUGUCCCCACUGCGCCGUGACCCAUUCUGUGCUGCCUGCCAGCCCCCAUGCCUGCUGCCUGCUAGCCCACACUUGGACUACUUGCCCCUCUGGCUCCAGUGGAUGCCUCAGCCCCAGCCCAGAGUUCGACCCCGGAAGCGUCGCCGUCCCAGGAUCCGCUCGACCUCAUUGUCCCCUGUCCUCCAUGCUGCCUAUGUCUCCCUACACCGAUGGGGAGGCUGUGGUCCCCACUGUCAACUACGGGGUGAGGCCACAGUGACCCUGCACCUGCUCCCCAAGACCCGCUGGACCCCACAACAGGACUGGUACUGGGCCCGACGCUAUGGGCUGCCUUCUGUGGUGCGUGUGGACCUUACCCGCCUAGCCCCAGCCCUACCAGCUGCUCCUGCUCCUACUGGGAGCCCAGCUCCUGUCCCCACCCCUGACCUUGUCCCUAAACAGGCCCUUGCCUUUGCUCCUUUCUGCCCACCUAAGCGCCUCCGGCUAGUGGUCAGUCAUGGUUCCAUUGAUCUGGACAUCAACAGUGGUGAGCCAUGAUGGACUGCCUGCAGGAGCCCAGAUUGGAGUAUAGGCUCUGUCUUGGACUGCUCCAGAAGGGAAGGAAGGAGUUGACCCUUGACCCAGGUCUGAUCCUGGGAGUGUGUUGUUUAGGACAUACCUAGGGAGUUGAUCCUCAUUGCUCUCUGAUUGCUGACCCCUGAGCCAACCCCACUCAAGCAGGGAGCCCUGGCCAUUUGAUGUCCCCCUCCCCAUCCCUGUCCCCACCGCAGGACUUCAGGAGCCAUCCCCCUCUCCUCAGCCUCUUCUUCCCCAGGGAGCAAAGCCAUAAGGGGUGGGGGCCACUCCAUGGCGACUCUCUAGAAGCUCAGGCCUCAGGGAGGUGCAACUGACUUGGGGGUUUGCCCUCCCCAACUGCCCCCACAGUAGGGAGUAGGUUGACUCUCAGUUCUGCAGUUGUUGGAGGCAGGGGCAGUCAGAUGGGGUAGGUGGUACCCAGGGGCUCAUCCUUGGCCCUGCCCCAUGGGUCUCAGGGAGGCCAGGUGUGACCUCAUCUUUCUCACGGUGCUAUCCCUGGUGCUACUGGGGUGUAGGGGAGGCUCCCUCUCUUCCCCACACCAGAAUGGGGUAUGAUGGGGGAUUGGAGGAACUUGAACUUUUUAUUAAAACCUUCUAAGCCCUUA
Messenger RNA from Myodes glareolus (Bank vole), 3728 nucleotides. The record is from RefSeq and is a predicted model, not a curated record. NCBI's taxonomy places the organism in Eukaryota, Metazoa, Chordata, Mammalia, Rodentia, Cricetidae.